Messenger RNA from Trichomycterus rosablanca, 7579 nucleotides. RefSeq names its product autophagy related 2B (gene atg2b). The coding region runs from base 122 to 6352 and encodes 2076 amino acids. NCBI's taxonomy places the organism in Eukaryota, Metazoa, Chordata, Actinopteri, Siluriformes, Trichomycteridae. Gene Ontology annotation, cellular component: phagophore assembly site. The record is from RefSeq and is a predicted model, not a curated record. The transcript has 42 exons. Gene Ontology annotation, molecular function: phosphatidylinositol-3-phosphate binding. Gene Ontology annotation, biological process: reticulophagy; autophagosome assembly; piecemeal microautophagy of the nucleus.
GAACCACCAAAGCUGCAAUGACUGGGCAAACAGUGCUGUAGAUGUGUGUCUUAUCACAAACACGCUCCUAGUUUAAGAGCUUUCUUGCUACACCACAAGCUGAGAUCAGUAGGCAGACAGAAUGCCGUGGCCUUUUUCAGAGUCUAUUAAGAAGCGGGCCUGCAGGUAUCUGCUGCACAGAUACUUGGGUAAUUUCCUGCAAGAAAAACUAAGUUUGGACCAGCUUAGUGUGGACCUUUACCAAGGCACAGGUUCGCUUGCACAAGUGCCACUGGACAAGUGGUCACUAAAUGAAGUCCUGGAGUCAGUGGAUGCUCCGCUUGAAGUAACCGAGGGCUUUAUCCAGACUAUUUCCCUCACUGUACCAUGGGCAUCUUUGCUUCAGGACAACUGUGCUCUGGAAGUUAAAGGCUUGGAAAUUGUUUCCAGGCCAAGGCCUCGAAUGACAUCUGGGAUGGAGCCUAUGUACUGGUCGAGCUUCAUGACCAGCAGUAUGCAGCUAGCAAAGGAAUGUCUUAGCCAGAGACUCACUGAUGACCUAGGAGAGAACUUCCAGCCUCUGGAGGGUCUAGAGAAGUUUGCGGAGACAAUUGAAACAGUUUUGAGAAGAGUCAAGGUCACAUUUUUGAAUACAGUCUUCAAGAUAGAACAUAUUCCAGAAAAUUCCAAAACUGGAAUUGUCCUUGAAAUUAGAAUAAAAAGAAUGGUUUACUGUGAUGAGGCUGCUGAAGAAGGCUCAAGCAUGAAUGUUCACCAACCCACCACAUUUGCUCACAAAAAUCUGACAUUGGAGGGUGUCAGUGUUUUCUGGAAUGAGUUUUCAGAGGCAUCCCGUGCCAGCAUGAAAUCUUCCCCCACUCAAUCAGAGACUGAGCCUAAGCUGUCCCCUAGCUGGAAUCCAAAAAUCAUCUGUGAGCCUCACCCGCAGUUCACAGAGCCUGUGUGUACCAGCACACAAUUUGAACCUGUGCAGGUGGGCUGCCUAAGUGGCAAAAUGGAACUGUCCCUGGUACUGAAGCAGAAUGAAGCCAUGCCUGGAGCCAAGUUGGACAUUGAUGGACAGAUCGAUUCAUUGAUCAUGCUGCUCUCGCCAAGGCAAGUCCAUCUGCUGUUGGAUAUGUUUGGAGUCUUUUCUAGCUCAGCAGUCCAGAAGUGGUCUGGCUUGGCCAAGGAUAGAAAAAGUCGGCCCAUGCAGCAGGAGGAUGAAUACCGUCUUCACAUGGAGCUCAACCGCUGCUUAAAAAAGGAGCCCAUGAGUGCUUGCACUGAACAGGACCUGUUUGACAGCAAGAUUGACAGAACAGUAUCAAGUAGAGCAGAAGAUGUAUUUUUCUCCAUGGCUGACAUGGACAUGUCACACAGUCUUUCAUCUCUUCCUCCCCUUGGUGACCCGCCCACUGUAGACCUGGACCUGUCUCUUAACAGCAAUUACUCCACCUCCCUGGGAGAGUCACCCUCUGGCAAUGCAACUGCUGUGUGGGAGGAGUACUUGGACAUGCCUAAACAGAAGGAGAAAGAGACACCUUCAUUCUCCAGAGACUCUCAGCUAACACAUAAGCUGCUCAGACAGACCUCUCAUUCAUCUAAGGGUCACUGUGAUGAGUCCAGGCCUGAGCUGGUUUUUAGGUUGACGGUGGGCAAUAUCUGCCUUUCUGUACUUCACAUCGAUCCUCUCCCGCCACCAGACUCUGCUCUUAGCCCCCUUGCACCAAUGGCUUCAGAAUUUUUUCGCAUGAUGACGGCUGAUCAGCUUUAUGUUAGAGGGUUUCUCCAGUCUCGAGCUGUUUUUGACCAGGCCUGCCCACAUGAUCAUCUCAGAUUCAUAGGUGAGGGGUUGAGGGUGACAUAUGAGCAUUGCCAGGGCUCUAGUAUGCGCACUCUUUGUACAGAUCUGUCCCUAAGGUGUAUGGAGUUACUAGAAUGCCUCUACCCCACUGAGCACUGCGGCAUGAGUGCGCAGAGUAAAGUACAGUACACUGAGCUCUUGACAUUUGAUUUGGCUUCCAGUGGUGUGUCUCCCAACCAUAGUUGUCUUCAUCUGUUCUACAAGCUUACAGAGCGCAAAGGCCCACAGGGUGGGCAGGUGCGUCUGAGUGCUAUGCCCCGUAAAGCGGAGUUUCAGGUGGAGCUCGGUAUGGCUCAGGCAGAGUGUGACAUCAGCAUUGUGGACCGGCUCCACUCCUUGCUCCAGCCCCAGAAACUGGGAACCACUGAAACCAUGGCCUCCCACAUGUACACCUCCUACAAUAAGCAUGUUAGCCUUCACAAGGCCUUUGCAGAGGUGUUUCUUGAAGAUAGCCGUAGCCCAACAAACUGCCUGGUAGCCGUGUCGGUGAAUGCUCCUAAGCUGGUGCUGGUGAUCCGGUUUCCCAUCCCAGACCUGCGCUCGGACCAGGAGAGGGGCCCCUGGUUUAAAAAAUCUCUACAAAAAGAGGUGCUGCGCUUGGAGCUGGAGGACCUGGAGCUGAAAACUGAGUUCACUGGAGACAGCUCACCUGAGCAAACCAAGAUGGAGCUCACCUUUAAAGAGCUCAGUGGUACAUUCCAGAAUGACAAGGAUGAGUCUGCUGCCAAGUUCUUACGUGUGUCGCACACAAUGGAGGAGAACAUGACCUCUUCCGACAGCGGCAAGUUUGAUUGGCCCAGAGUGGUCCUUAAGGUAAACCCCAAGGUUGUGCACUCCAUCUUGGAGCGGGUUACCACUGAAGAGGAAGAGGAAGGCGCUGAAGAAAAUUUACAGGAGGAAGAGGAGGAGGAAGGAGCUGCCCACUCCUUAAAAGAUGUGUGUGAUUUUGGCAAACCUGAGCCCUCGCCUUUCUCCUCUCGACGUGUUAUGUAUGAAAAUGAAGAGAUGGUCAUCCCAGGAGACGUAGUGGAGAUGACAGAAUUCCAGGAGAAAACCAUGAGCAACUCUCGUUACAUUCUUGAACUGUCUUUCCCCAAUGUGCAACUAUCUCUACCCAAUAAGGCCUUUUAUGAGAAACUCCACAACAGGAUAAACAAUGACCUGCUGUUGUGGGAACCCACUGCACCAUCACCAGUAGAGACGGUGGAGUGCAUGCCGUAUGGAGUUGGCCUUUCUGUUGCCAGCCAGCUCAUCAGCACCUACAGCAAGGACAGCUUUAGCCAAUUUAGAUCUCCUGGCACUGAGGAUGAAGAGAGUGGAUCAGAAGAUGAAACGCUCCCAUACUACACUCCUGAUGAACUGAGCUAUAGAAACAUAAGGAGGAAGAAAAAUAAGAUGCAGUCUAGGAACUCACAGAGUCUGUUCUCUGUCCUCCUGUCUGUCAAUCAUUGUCUGGUAGCAUUGCAUACAGAGGCUAAGCAAACUGAUAACUCUCUGCUGAAAAAUAAGCAUGGGGAGUUCUGGAUGGAGGUGAAGAAUGGAGUUGUGUUUGGUGUAACACAGUAUGAAGGAUAUAAAGACCAGCACUAUGUCUGCUUUCACACCUCCACCAUUUGUCUCUAUCAUCAAGGAUCAGUAGAUGGUGAUGUCCCAGUGUGGGAUGUGAAGCUGCCGUGCAGGACGCGCCCGCAUUGGUUGGAACCAGUGGUGUAUGUAUGCGAGUCUCCGACCGAGAAAGCAUCUCCCUCAGAGGGGCUGAAUUUGGAGCCUCACAGUAUGCUGUCCCUCGCCCUGAAGAUUUCCUCUCAGAGCACGGAGCGCAAUGUAAAGGAGUUUCUGAUUGCGGUUGGAGUAAGGGGAGCCACAUUGCAGCACAGAGUUGUGCCCUCCUCACUGGGCUGGUAUGACCAGUUGGUUGACUUUUUGAACGUGACCGAUGAGCCUGUGCUUGGGUACACACCUCCAUCCUAUCUAACUACAUUUCAUUUGCAUCUGUGGAGCUGCUCUCUGGACUACAGGCCAUUGUAUUUACCUAUAAGGUCUCUGCUCACAGUAGAGACGUUUAGUAUUUCCAGCAGUGUGUCUCUGGAUCACUCAUCCUCCACUCUCAGAAUCAUUCUUGAUGAGGCAGCACUGUUUUUGUCUGACAAGAGCAAUGCUGUGUCUGUCAACCUGGCCCGAGAUUAUGUGCAGGUGGUGGAUAUGGGAACUUUGGAGCUCAGGAUCACAGCAGUCAAACCUGGUGCAGAUGGAGAAAGGAUGGAGCCACGGUUCGAGCUGCGUUGUUCGAGUGAUGUCAUUCACAUUCGGACUUGCUCAGACUCGUGCGCUGCUCUCAUGAACCUUAUCCAGUACAUCGCUAGCUAUGGAGAUCUGCUGCCUCCAGUCAGACUUGAGAGCAAAGGCAACAGCGCCAAGCAAAGGGCAAAGCUGGAGGUAGUGAGCCAACCGGUUUCCCACGCUCCAUUGCUACCUGAAGCUGAGCAGCAGAUGCUGCAGGACCUGAUGAGUGAUGCCAUGGAAGAGACAGACUCCAUGCAGAGCCACACCCUGCAAACCAAUGGUCUCCAUAACGAUCAGAUAAGCGAUCAUGACCCACCACACUCUGACCUCUUCCUUUUCCCGGACGAGAGCGGCUCAGUGACCCAGGAUCCUAACCCCACCUAUCCAAUGCUGCAUUCGCCCCUAAUUUCUCCUCCUGUUUGUAGCACGCACCAUGAAUCUGAUGACUUCUGCAUUCUGGAUUCUCCAGGCUUAAGAGCAUUGGAGAGGGAUGAAGAACCAGUGGUACAAAAGUAUACCACAGAUCCCAUUGUAGUGCUGGAAAACCAUUUUAGUGAACCAAUGGAGGGCAGCAGUUCCAGCAGAGGCCCACUGAACCUUCCUGUGCCUGAAGUUAGGUACCUGGUUAAAGAGAUCUCUGUGGUCUGGCACCUUUAUGGAGGAAAGGACUUUAGCAGCGGUCUGCUCUCAUCCUCUCCGGCUCGCAGUCGCGGGUGCACUCCUUACAGCUCCCCCUCUCAAACGCCUGUAAGACAGGCACGCAGAGGCUCCCGCUCUGGAGGAGGUUGGGGCAGGAAUUUAGACGUGUUAAUGGAGAUCCAACUCAGCAAGGUACGAUUUCAACAUGAGAUUUACCCUGUGGUGGGCCCAGAAGCUAAAACACUGGCAGAGCAGCCAGUAUCCAGACAAGUGUUCUCAGUGCAGGAUCUAGAGAUACGAGACAGACUGGCCUCAUCCAUGAUGAACAAGUUUCUGUACCUGUACUCUAGCAAAGAGCUGCCUAGGAAAGCCCACUCCAACAUGCUGACAGUCCGAGCAUUGCAUAUGCGCCCAGAGGCGGGACAGGCUCCACAGGAGUGCUGUCUGCGUGUCUCCCUAAUGCCACUGCGCCUCAACGUCGACCAGGAUGCUCUGUUCUUUCUAAAGGAUUUCUUUACCAGUCUGGCUGCAGACGUAGAGCUCUUUUCACCACCAGAGCAGGAAGCACUGUGUGUAUCCAUGAAAACAACUCCAGGACCAGAGGUAGCAUGCACAUUCUCUAAAUACAGCGGAGGAGCAGGUCAGGACCCUGCACCAAUUAUCUCUGUUCCCACCCAAACUCGCUCUACUCAGAACGGUUUAGAAGCCUCGAGUGGUGAACAACAACCUGAGACUGCCACCACAUCAUUCACAGACCAGCCUAUCUUUUUCAGAGAGUUCAGGUUUACUUCUGAGGUGCCAAUCCGGCUAGAUUACCAUGGGAAACACAUGGCCAUGGAGCAGGGUACACUUGCAGGUAUAAUAAUUGGACUGACCCAACUAAACUGCUCUGAACUCAAGUUGCACCGACUCUGCUACAGACAAGGGCUGCUGGGUGUGGACAAGCUCUUUUCUUAUGCUCUUAAUGAAUGGCUCAAUGAUAUAAAGAAGAACCAGCUUCCAGGGCUGCUUGGUGGAGUGGGACCUAUACAUUCCCUAGUGCAACUGGUCCAGGGCUUUAGAGAUCUAGUGUGGAUGCCUAUAGAGCAAUAUCGGAAGGAUGGGAGGAUUGUGCGGGGCUUUCAGCGGGGUACUGCCUCAUUCGGGACCUCGACUGCAAUGGCAGCCCUGGAGCUUACCAAUCGUAUGGUGCGAACAAUCCAGGCAGCUGCUGAGACAGCCUAUGACAUGGUGUCUCCAGUGCCAGAUGAAAGAGAAUGCAAAAAAGUUAAACGGUACUCACACUAUCGACUUACUCAUCAGCCUGUGGACCUCAGAGAAGGAGUAGCCAAUGCCUACAAUGUAGUAAGGGAGGGCAUCACGGACACGGCUUUGACAAUUUACGGUACAGCCACCCGUGAGCAUGAGCAAAGAGGGAUGACUGGUGCAGUGGGCGGAGUCUUACGCCAGCUUCCACCUGCUGUUGUUAAACCUCUGAUCGUUGCAACGGAAGCCACCUCCAAUGUUUUGGGAGGAAUGAGGAACCAGAUUCACCCAGACGCUCGCCAGGAGGAAUCGCAGAAGUGGCGUCUUGGAGAAGAAUAAGUGAAGAUGCAAAUGGUGUUUAAUGACUGUACGAAGAGACACUACACCAAGCUGGGCUACACGGGUAGAGUUAACUUGGCUUAUUGCCACCUUAUAACUUUGAUGGUUGAUGGACAGUUUGUAAAAGAUUAUUUAGGGUAGUGGUAGUGCCAUGAUACCAUGGUACAGGGACCACUGUAGCAAAGCCCGAGCUUCAGUUGUCAGAAGCAAAGUAAAGCUGGAUUAACCAAGGUUUCUUUAUUUUUUACUGGCAUUGCUUUCCCCUCUGAUUUAGAUGAAGUCACGUUACACUGUACAUUCAAACUAGAACACUGGAGACAUUAUUGCUGUUAGUACUAAAGUAAUGAAAUGCAAUGUUUGUCUCCAAACUUCUGUUAGCUGUGGUGUCUAUAAAAUAAAUUGUUUACCCCACCAAAAGACAUCCAUGCAGUGCCUUUAGAGGUUUAUUAUAAAUAUUGAUUGAGAUAAUGUGCUUCAGUCUACAGAUAAUACAUCUUAAUCAGCAACAUUCAUGUUAAUUUCCAUUUCUAUAGACAAGAGUUGUGUAAGGUUGUACGACGCUGUAAUAUCUGGGAUAAUGCUACAGUAAUUUCUGGUGCAUUAGGCUGCUGAAAAAAAUGCUAUUAUUUUCUGAAACCCAGGGAUAAGCAUAAGAGAAUGACAGACAGAUCAAUAUUUUUAUGGAUGAAAUUUAAGAUUUUCGAAACAGCCAGUCUGUGCUGUCACCUGUGGUUGUAAAUUCUGAUUAGUGCUUUAUAAAAUCCCCUCGCCAUUGGUACUUGGUAAACUCAUUGUUUGCAAUGACAAAAGGCUUUCUAAACUUUGUUAGAUGUUUUGUGGGACGUUCGAUACAUUUGCUUUUGUAACAUUUUCUGAACAGCUUCAUCACAAAACAAGAGUUAUGCAACUGAACAUUAGAAGGUUAAAACAUUAUCACAUAACACAUUUGGAAAAUCAUCCUUAAGCAUAUAAAAUGUGAAUAUUUGUAUAGAUUGUGCAGUUGUGACUUGUGCAGUGUUUUAUAGUUUAGUGUAACACAUUUCUGAAAGUAUCUUAAAGGUGCAUAACAUUUGCUUAACGAUCUUGCAACUACCCACCUUAAUCACCUACCUAAUUUUGUUUUCUUUCAAAUGGUCGUACGUUUUGUAUAUAAGUGUACAGUUGAUUUGUGCAGUUUAUAUGAAUGCACGUGUUAUCAAAAAAGGGAAAUAAACUAUUUAAUGUCCA